Lates calcarifer (barramundi perch) is the source of this 3203-nucleotide messenger RNA. It is a transcript of the gene usf2, whose product is annotated as upstream transcription factor 2, c-fos interacting. Bases 868 to 1851 code for a protein of 327 amino acids. The transcript has 11 exons. The record is from RefSeq and is a predicted model, not a curated record. Gene Ontology annotation, molecular function: DNA-binding transcription factor activity, RNA polymerase II-specific; RNA polymerase II cis-regulatory region sequence-specific DNA binding; protein dimerization activity. Gene Ontology annotation, biological process: regulation of transcription by RNA polymerase II. NCBI's taxonomy places the organism in Eukaryota, Metazoa, Chordata, Actinopteri, Centropomidae.
GAGAGGCGUGUGAGCGCAGCGCGGCGGUUUGUGGCACCACAUGGACACUAGUUUUUGUCAUGUGGUUUGUGGGAAAACCCGUAUUGGAUCUCUGUGGUCACCUGGGCAAAGAACCUGAAAAAAGUGCCGAGAAGGAGCUGAUUGUCAGCGUGUGUCUGGAGAUGAAUGAUGCACAGUUAAGCCGGAUUGUCUGGAAUAUAAAUAAAUAUAAGACUAUGUCAAAAACUGGAGGUAAACACACCAUGCGUGUACAAGUUUAUAUGCAGAAAUAAACCGAGAUAAUCCGUUUCUAUCCACCAAACUCUUCACUUCCGAUGAGUCACGUGAAUGCCACAUUACAGUAUGUAAAGUUUCAAGAAGACAAGGCAGCAGCAAUGGUGAAAAACACUCAUUUCGUCGCAGAAUAAAAACGUACAAACUAGUCCACUCCAUAUCUUAUCGGGCGCAUGUCGCAGCCCGCAGCUUUGCGCGGAUAAACAGCAGCUGUGCGCCGCGGAGCAACAAAAAGGAAACCAAAGGGCAAAAAGAUUCCCGACGCACUGUUUCAAAAGGAAAUAAUCUUCCACCCGCACAUCCAGCAGCGAGUCGAGAAGACUUUAACGAUUUUAAAACCCGGAGCCAGAGCACAACAGCCGGUCUGAAGCUGUGUGAAAACCCGGACUGCUUUUUUUUUUGUUUUCCGCACAGACGCAGACAGAUCCGUCCUGCUCCGCAACGGCCUCCAUUUUAGCUCCUUGCCCGGUCGGUACCUCACGUGUCCUGGACUGUCUUUCUCACAUGACCCGUGUGUUUGUCCCCGUGAUCAGCGCUUCCAUCUCCGUAAAUCAGUGUCGUUGAAUAUCGGCGUUUUACACCCGCAAAACCUUCAUGGAUAUGCUGGAGCAGAGUCUGGACAGCUCGGCGAGUCACGACAAACAGGAAUCAGAGGAGGUGGUGCAGUUACAGGAAGGAGAAGCGGUGGGGACGGAGGAGCAGACUGCAGUGACCAUCACCGGUGUCCCGCAGGCUGCGUUCGCUGACCACAAUGUGCAGUACCAGUUUCGUACAGAGAAUAGUGGAGGGCAGGUGACCUAUCGAGUGGUUCAGGUGACAGACGAUCAAUUAGAAGCCACAGCUGACGGGACUGGAGCUGUAAGCGUCGUCUCCACCGCAGCAUUUGCAGGAGCCUCUCAGGCUGUGGCACAGGCUGUCAUCCAGAACCCCUUCAGUAACGGGGGCAGUCCUGGCGGGGAGACGGUGGGCGGAGAGACACGUUUUGCUUACUUUCCCGCCGCCACAGUCAGCGAUGGAACAGCCACGGCCGUGUCGGUGCAGGCCACCGCCGACCCAACGAUCACACAGGCAGGAGGUCAGUUCUACGUGAUGAUGAGCCCCCCGGAGGUGCUGCAGACGACGACCCCUCGCACCAUCGCACCGCGAACGCACACCUACACUGCAGACCUCGGUGAAAGCGAGAUGUUGCAGCAUGGCAGUACAAACUGGAAGGUGGAAGGUCCACGAGCGCCCAGAGAUGAGAGGCGAAGAGCACAGCACAACGAAGUGGAGAGAAGAAGAAGAGACAAGAUUAACAACUGGAUUGUCACGCUGUCAAAAAUCAUCCCUGACUGCAGCGUAGACAGCAGAACUGGAGCGAGUAAAGGAGGCAUCCUGUCCAAAGCUUGUGACUACAUCCGAGAGCUGCGUCAGAAUAACCAGCGACUGCAGGAGAGUUACAAAGAGGUGGAGAGAGUCGAGAUGGACAACGAGCUGCUUAGACAACAGAUCGAGGAGCUGAAGAAUGAUAAUGCACUGCUUCGAGCACAGCUACAACAGCACGGCGUAGAAGUCAACGGAGAUGCAACACCGCAGUGAUUGUGGACUGGACACGUGUAACGACACAAACACAAUGUCGCAUCCUCCUACCCACCUGAACAAUACCAGGAAAGGAAUAACAAUGAAAGACGAUUUCCAUCUGAAAUUUUAUCACAGAAAACACGCACAGGGCUCGAGAAGAACACUGAAGGACUGCAGACAGAAAACGCCUCUUCCACCUCCAGCAGUUCAAAGGAUGAAUGCUCUGAAAUCCGUUAACUGUGUAGCUAACUGAACCUCUCACCUCUGCUUCAAGGAAAAUGACCUCUGCACAGCACCACCACGCUUGCACCACUUACUUUAAAUUAUGAACCUGCCACAGAAAAUUUACUUUUAUUGAUUGAUCACCUUUUUAUUGUACCACAAACUCCUCUUUCUUCCUCUUUUGUUGACAUUUGCUGUGUUUGAAACUACUAAAUGUGACAUGAAUGAUAGCUCCCAUUUACCUUUUUUAUUUAUCCGUCUUUAAAGAAUGUGCACAUAGAAAGAAAAAGCUGGUUUCUGCAUUUACUCUUACCCCAGCAACAAACAACCUGCAAAUCAGACAAGUUUGUCAUGAUCAUCACUGUCUCUAAGGAUAGUUUUACUGUCACUGGAUCAUAUGUAUAUAUAGUUGAUCUGUGUGCAGUUUUCUGCCUCUUAACACUGACACUCCAAGCACCAGGCAGAGCUCACAAACUUUAUAAACAUAGCCCAAUGUCAGUAAAUUCAAAAACUAUACUACUUUUCUGACAGUCAAUAUGUAUGCAGACAUGGAGGUUUUUACUUUUAGUCCAAGGCCUUAAUAGAAGCCUGUUGGAGAAUCUAGGUGUUAACAUAGCUCAGGUAAUUGGGAUAGUGCACUGGCAAGUGGUUCCCAGAUUCAAUGAAGUCUUUACAUAUAGUGUUUAGGUCUCUUUCGUGUCCCCAUUAGGUGCAAUGUACAGAUAAAUGAGAAUAUGGAGAUGAUUUUCAACGUGUGAAUCAUUUUUAAUGGGCAUUAAAAUAUGGUAUGUUUGUAUAUCUGUUUAAUAGGUUAUUGGUGUAAUGCACUGAAAUAGAGUGUCAUGUGAGGUCUUGGUUUGAGACCGGCCUCUGUUUUGCCCACCAGUCCUGCUGCAUUUUAAUGGACACACAAGGUGGAUUUUUUUUUGGCAAUACUCCCUAUUUCUUUAUAACCCUGGGAACCAUUGCUGCUGACAGAAGACCAUAAAACAGCUAUGGUCAGGAAUGUGCUAUGGGUAGGUUGGAUGUGAGUGAUAAUUGUAACUAACCAGCUUUUACUGAGAGUCUCCACAGCAUGGAAAUAUAACCACUGGCAUGACUAAUUCUGAUAUUACAAUAAAACAGAAGUGUGAGCGUUGUUUAUUACA